Emys orbicularis (European pond turtle) is the source of this 2142-nucleotide messenger RNA. It is a transcript of the gene SAMD4A, whose product is annotated as sterile alpha motif domain containing 4A. Lineage: Eukaryota; Metazoa; Chordata; Testudines; Emydidae. Gene Ontology annotation, cellular component: P-body. Gene Ontology annotation, biological process: regulation of mRNA stability; nuclear-transcribed mRNA poly(A) tail shortening; negative regulation of translation. The coding region runs from base 25 to 2142 and encodes 705 amino acids. Gene Ontology annotation, molecular function: translation repressor activity; mRNA binding; protein binding. The transcript is spliced from 12 exons. The record is from RefSeq and is a predicted model, not a curated record.
UCCACUCCCCACCCCAACCUAGUCAUGAUGUUUCGAGAUCAGGUUGGAGUGCUGGCUGGUUGGUUUAAAGGCUGGAAUGAAUGCGAGCAGACUGUUGCUUUGCUCUCCUUGUUGAAGCGGGUGAGUCGAUCCCAAGCCCGUUUCCUCCAGCUCUGCCUGGAGCAUUCAUUGGCAGAUUGCACUGAGCUGCACAUUCUUGAAGGGGAAGCCAACAACCCUGGAAUCAUUAACCAAUGGCAACAGGAAUCCAAGGAUAAAGUGAUCUCCCUAUUGUUAACCCAUCUGCCUUUACUGAAACCAGGAAACAUUGAAGCAAAAGUGGAAUACAUGAAACUGUUGCCUAAAAUCCUGGCUCAUUCGAUUGAACACAACCAACACAUAGAAGAGAGCAGGCAGCUUUUGUCCUAUGCUUUGAUCCAUCCUGCCACUUCACUGGAAGACAGGAGCGCUCUGGCCAUGUGGCUCAAUCACUUAGAGGAUCGCACAUCGGGUAGUUUUGGCAGCCAAAACAGAGGUCGGUCCGAUUCUGUGGAUUAUGGACAGACACAUUACUAUCACCAAAGACAGAACUCUGACGACAAGCUGAAUGGGUGGCAGAACUCUCGAGAUUCUGGGAUAUGUGUCAGUGCUUCCAGCUGGCAGGACAAAAACCUGGGGUGUGAGAACGGCCAUUUGCCCCUCUACUCUUCUUCUUCUGUCCCCACUACGAUCAAUACUAUCGGAACUAAUACAAGCACAAUUCUCUCAGGCCAGACACACCACAGCCCUUUGAAACGAUCUGUGUCCCUUACCCCACCCAUGAAUGUGCCAAACCAGCCUCUAGGACAUGGAUGGAUGUCUCAUGAGGAUUUACGAGCUAGAGGACCCCAGUGCAUCCCCUCCGAUCACGCCCCCCUGUCUCCACAGAGCAGUGUAGCCUCUUCGGGAAGUGGUGGGAGUGAACAUUUAGAAGAUCAGCCUUCUGCUCGUAACACAUUCCAGGAAGAAGGGAGUGGUAUGAAAGAUGUUCCUGCCUGGCUGAAGAGUCUCCGCCUGCACAAGUAUGCAGCUCUUUUCUCCCAGAUGACAUACGAAGAAAUGAUGGCACUGACCGAAUGCCAGCUCGAGGCACAAAAUGUUACCAAAGGUGCAAGGCACAAAAUAGUCAUCAGUAUCCAAAAGCUGAAAGAGAGGCAGAAUCUUCUCAAGUCUUUAGAAAGGGACAUCCUGGAAGGUGGCAACCUGCGCAUCCCACUGCAGGAGCUACACCAAAUGAUCCUCACCCCGAUCAAAGCCUACUGCUCCCAGAACUCAAAUACAGACGACCAGAGCCGGGACCUGGAUUCCCACCACCUGCCUUCUCUGAUCGGCUCGGACAGCCAAGGCUCCGACUGCAAGGACUCUGCCUCUGGGUGCAUACAGCAGCACCACUUGCCUGGCUGCGAGGGCGAGUCUGGAGGGGCACCUUUGCCCGAAGGGGAUCUCCCUGGGCAGUUCACAAGAGUCAUGGGGAAAGUAUGUACACAACUUUUAGUUUCCAGACCUGACGAGGAGAAUAUAAGUUCCUAUUUACAGCUCAUAGACAAAUGUCUAAUUCAUGAGGCAUUUACAGAGACACAGAAGAAAAGAUUGUUGUCAUGGAAACAGCAGGUGCAAAAACUCUUCAGGUCUUUCCCUCGGAAAUCCCUUCUAGACAUAUCAGGAUAUCGGCAGCAAAGAAAUCGAGGCUUUGGCCAGUCGAACUCCUUACCAACAGCUGGCUCUGUCGGUGCAGGAAUGGGCAGACGGAACCCACGCCAGUUCCAUAUUCCCUCCCGGAAUCUCCCCCCCACCCGGCUGGGUCUGCUGGGCCCCAGUGGACUCCUAGGAGCUGCACAACGCAGCGCAGCUACCAACCCAACCAUCCUGAAACAAGGAAGACAGAAUCUCUGGUUCGCAAACCCCGGGGGUAGCAACAGCAUGCCAAGCCGGACCCAUAGCUCAGUGCAGAGGACGCGUUCCCUGCCUGUCCACACAUCCCCACAGACCAUGCUGAUGUUUCAGCAGCCAGAGUUCCAGGUACCAGUGACAGAACCUGACAUCAACAACAGGCUGGAGUCCUUGUGCCUGAGUAUGACUGAACAUGCCCUGGGGGACGGCGUGGACAGAACCUCUACGAUAUAG